This is a messenger RNA of Populus trichocarpa (black cottonwood), 5357 nucleotides long. Its product is annotated as probable disease resistance protein At4g27220. Gene Ontology annotation, molecular function: ADP binding; protein binding. The transcript has 2 exons. Lineage: Eukaryota; Viridiplantae; Streptophyta; Magnoliopsida; Malpighiales; Salicaceae. The record is from RefSeq and is a predicted model, not a curated record. Bases 211 to 5190 code for a protein of 1659 amino acids.
CAGUAAAGUUGUUGCUGCCUUCCUUCCUACCUUCCUAGCAACUUCUUUCUUGUCAAACAAUACAACUAUUCUCCUUUCCUCAUCAAUGAACUAGCUUAACCUAUACUCUUCUCUGAUCUUCUUCUUCUUCUUCUUCUUCUGAAUACUGCCUCAGCAAACCAGCACUUGAAGAACAUCGAUCAAUAGCUGAAUCCAGGGCCACUGAUCAAAAUGCUUCGACAGAAUGAUCCAGUUUUGCAUCAUGUUGACAGAUCUUUUUGGGAAUAUGUUGAAAAGAUGGAUGAUGGUCGCAUGAGGUGUAAGUUUUGUGGGCAUUGUUUUGCCGAACGUACUUCCAUUUCGAGGAUCAAAUUGCAUUUAGCAGGAGUGACAGGCCGUGGUGUUAAAACUUGUGGACAAGUGCCUCCAGAUGUCCAAGACGCAGCCCUUGCAGCAAUUGAUGGCCCUCAAGAAAAGAAACUUAAAACUUUAGCAGGCUCUAGCAAUAAUGAUGUCACUAAUGAAAUUUCACCUUCAGCACAACAACAGAACAAUGAAAUGAUGAUGGCACGACAACGAGAAGAUCUUUGGCUCGAAGAUUUGGUGACUAGCAUCACUGUUGAAGACAUGGAGCUUCUGGAGAGAGGUAGCUUUCAUGAGAGGCCAUCAUUUUAUCAAGCUGAUGAGCCUCGAGGUGAUCCAUCCCAACCAACAAAUGAUCAACUCUGUUCUCCAUCAGUAAACAAUGAUGUCAUCGUGAAUGAUGCACAGAACGUAUUUCGAGUGAGGACAGAACCAGUGGUUCAGGUGUUGGAACAAAGCAAUGCAGAACUUGAGAAUUUGUCUGUGGAUGCUGGAAGGACACAAGUGGGAGUUCAGGGCAUGGAACAUGGUUGGGAGGAAGAGAGAGUUUGUUCGCAUUUAGACAUGGAAAAUAGCAUGGAAAACACUGGUGAAGGAUCUGUCCAGCAUGUUGACAGAAUUGUCUCUCCUUGGAGACACGCGAUUGAUGAAAAUUAUAGUAGAAGAGGUGCAAUAGAAAGAUUAGUGCAGCCUGGCGUAGGUGCAAGCUCUUCUGGAGGCAAUGUGAUUCAUCAUGGCAUUUCAACCAGUCCACAAGAGCAAAACAAUGAAGUCGACAAUUUGACAGGAGAUGCAACAAGGAUACAAGCACCAGAUAUGUAUGAAAAAAGCUUGCAGGAGAUGCGUACUUUCUUAAUGAAGGAUGAUAUGGAGAGCAAUAGUGGAAGAUCAUUGCAGCCUGGUGCAGGGGCACGCUCUUCUGUAGGCCUUAAACACAACACAAGUGAGACUAGAGGAGCUCCUUUACCUACUGGCUCUACAAAGCUAGUGGGUCGAGCAUUUGAAGAGAAUAGGAAAGUGAUAUGGUCUUGGUUGAUGGACGAAGAAGUCUCAACCAUUGGUAUUUACGGGAUGGGGGGGGCUGGUAAAACCACAAUGUUGAAACAUAUCUAUAACGAGCUUCAACGAAUUGCAAAUAUUUCUCCUCAUGUUUACUGGGUGACCGUGUCUCGAGAUUUCAGCAUUCAUACAUUGCAGAAGAAGAUCGCAAAAUGUAUAAAUUUAUCUCUUUCCAUCGAAGAGGAGGAGUUGCACAUAGCUGUGAAAUUGUCACUAGAACUAAAAAAGAAACAAAGAUGGAUUUUAAUUUUAGAUGAUUUGUGGAACUCCUUUGAGCUAUACAAAGUGGGAAUUCCUGUCUCAUUAAAAGAAUGCAAGCUGAUUAUAACAACUCGAUCAGAAACAGUUUGUCGACAGAUGAAUAGCAGAAACAAUCUCAGAGUGAAUCCUCUCUCUAAUAAAGAAGCUUGGACUUUGUUUACGGAGAUACUUGGACAUGACACACGACUUUCUCCAGAAGUAGAACAAAUUGCAAAAUUUAUCACAAGGGAGUGUGAUGGUUUGCCGCUGGGAAUUAAAACAAUUGCUGGAACCAUGAAGGGCGUAGAUGACAUCCACGAAUGGAGCGAUGCUUUGGAGGACCUCAGACAAUCAAGAGUUAUGCAAGAUAAAGUGGAAGAGGAGGUAUUUCAUAUAUUGAGAUUUAGUUACACCCACUUAAGUGAUAGAGCUCUGCAACGAUGUUUCUUGUAUUGUGCAUUAUUUCCAGAAGACUCUGCUAUCAAUAGACUGCAAUUGAUACGUUAUUUGAUUGAUGAGGGAGUGGUAAAGGGGCAAAAGAGUAGGGAGGCAGGAAUUAACAAAGGCCACACAAUGCUUAAUAGACUUGAAAAUGUCUGUCUAUUAGAAAGAUUGCAUGGUGGUGAUUUUGUUAAGAUGCAUGACUUGAUUAGGGACAUGGCCAUCCAAAAGCUGCAAGAGAACUCUCAAGCCAUUGUUGAAGCUGGUGAACAAUUAGAAGAAUUGCCGGAUGCAGAGGAGUGGACUGAGAAACUUACGACCGUUUCACUAAUGCACAACCGAAUUGAAGAGAUUUGUUCCAGCCAUUCAGUGAGGUGUCCAAAUCUGUCAACCUUAUUGCUAUGUAGUAAUCAUAGGUUGCGAUUCAUUGCGGGUUCAUUUUUCGAGCAAAUGCAUGGGCUCAAGGUCCUCGAUCUGUCUAACACAGCUAUUGAAUGUUUGCCUGAUUCUGUCUCUGAUUUGGUGGGUCUCACUUCAUUGUUGCUCAACAAUUGUCAGAGGUUAAGCCGUGUACCAUCAUUGAAAAAGCUCAGGGCACUGAAGAGGUUAGAUCUCUCUCGUACUCCACUUAAAAAGAUUCCACAUGGCAUGAAAUGUCUAUCCAACCUGAGAUAUCUAAGAAUGAAUGGAUGUGGUGAAAAGAAGUUUCCAUGUGGGAUAAUACCUAAACUCUCUCACCUGCAAGUCUUGAUACUAGAGGAUUGGGUGGAUAGGGUUCUUAAUGAUGGUAGAAUGGGUAAGGAAAUAUAUGCUGCAGUAAUAGUUGAAGGAAAGGAAGUAGGAUGCUUGAGGAAGUUGGAGAGUUUGGAAUGCCAUUUUGAAGAUCGCUCUAACUACGUGGAGUACCUCAAAUCUCGGGAUGAGACCCAAUCACUAAGAACAUACAAAAUUGUUGUAGGACAGUUCAAGGAAGAUGAAGGUUGGGAAUUUAAGUAUAAUCAGAAAAGUAACAUAGUUGUUUUGGGUAAUUUGAAUAUCAAUAGAGAUGGAGAUUUUCAGGUCAUCUCCUCAAAUGACAUUCAACAACUAAUUUGUAAAUGUAUCGAUGCGAGAAGUUUAGGCGAUGUUUUGUCAUUAAAGUAUGCAACUGAACUGGAGUAUAUCAAGAUUUUGAAUUGCAAUAGCAUGGAGAGCUUGGUUUCAUCUUCUUGGUUAUGCUCUGCUCCACUACCACAGCCAUCUCCAUCUUGUAAUGGUAUAUUUUCUGGUCUUAAACGGUUAUAUUGUUCUGGUUGUAAGGGUAUGAAGAAGUUGUUCCCUCCUGUCUUGCUGCCAUACCUUGUAAACCUGGAAAGGAUUGAUGUUAAAGAAUGUGAGAAAAUGGAGGAGAUAAUAGGUGGAGCAAUAUCGGAUGAAGAAGGGGAUAUGGGUGAAGAAAGCAGCGUCAGAAACACCGAAUUCAAACUCCCAAAGUUGAGAGAACUGCACUUGGGAGAUUUACCAGAACUAAAAAGCAUUUGUAGUGCAAAACUGAUUUGCGAUUCUCUCCGAGUAAUUGAAGUACGGAAUUGCAGUAUCAUAGAAGUCUUGGUUCCAUCUUCUUGGAUUCACCUUGUAAACCUGGUAGAGAUUGUUGUUGAAGGAUGUGAGAAAAUGGAGGAGAUAAUAGGUGGAGCAAGAUCGGAUGAAGAAGGGGAUAUGGGUGAAGAAAGCAGCGUCAGAAACACCGAAUUCAAACUCCCAAAGUUGAGAGAACUGCACUUGGGAGAUUUACCAGAACUAAAAAGCAUUUGUAGUGCAAAACUGAUUUGCGAUUCUCUCCGAGUAAUUGAAGUACGGAAUUGCAGUAUCAUAGAAGUCUUGGUUCCAUCUUCUUGGAUUCACCUUGUAAAACUGAAAAGGAUUGAUGUUAAAGAAUGUGAGAAAAUGGAGGAGAUAAUAGGUGGAGCAAGAUCGGAUGAAGAAGGGGAUAUGGGUGAAGAAAGCAGCGUCAGAAACACCGAAUUCAAAUUCCCAAAGUUGAGAGAACUGCACUUGGGAGAUUUACCAGAACUAAAAAGCAUUUGUAGUGCAAAACUGAUUUGCGAUUCUCUUCAAGUAAUUGAAGUACGGAAUUGCAGUAUCAUAGAAGUCUUGGUUCCAUCUUCUUGGAUUCACCUUGUAAACCUAGAAGAGAUUAUUGUUAAUGGAUGUGAGAAAAUGGAGGAGAUAAUAGGUGGAACAAGAUCGGAUGAAGAAGGGGAUAUGGGUGAACAAAGCAGCAUCAGAAACACCGAAUUCAAACUCCCAAAGUUGAGAGAACUGCACUUGGGAGAUUUACCAGAACUAAAAAGCAUUUGUAGUGCAAAACUAAUUUGCGAUUCUCUCCAAAAAAUUGAAGUACGGAAUUGCAGCAUCAGAGAAAUCUUGGUUCCAUCUUCUUGGAUUGGCCUUGUAAACCUAGAAGAGAUUGUUGUUGAAGGAUGUGAGAAAAUGGAGGAGAUAAUAGGUGGAGCAAGAUCGGAUGAAGAAGGGGUUAUGGGUGAAGAAAGCAGCAUCAGAAACACCGAAUUCAAACUCCCAAAGUUGAGACACCUGUACUUGAAAAAUUUACUAGAACUAAAAAGCAUUUGUAGUGCAAAACUGAUUUGCGAUUCUCUCGAAGUAAUUGAAGUAUGGAAUUGCAGUAUCAGAGAAAUCUUGGUUCCAUCUUCUUGGAUUCGCCUUGUAAAGCUAAAAGUGAUUGUUGUUGGAAGAUGUGUGAAAAUGGAGGAGAUAAUAGGUGGAACAAGAUCGGAUGAAGAAGGGGUUAUGGGUGAAGAAAGCAGCAGCAGCACUGAACUGAACUUCCCACAGUUAAAAACUCUGAAAUUGAUUUGGUUACCAGAACUCAGAAGCAUCUGUAGUGCAAAACUGAUUUGCGAUUCUAUGAAAUUAAUUCAUAUAAGAGAAUGUCAGAAGCUGAAGAGAAUGCCAAUUUGUCUUCCGUUGCUUGAAAAUGGCCAGCCAUCUCCUCCCUCUUUUCUUAGAGAUAUCUAUGCAACGCCCAAAGAAUGGUGGGAGUCAGAAGUGGAGUGGGAGCAUCCUAACACCAAGGAUGUCCUUCGUCGUUUCGUAAGGUUUGGAUAAGAUGGGUAAGCAUCGUUCUUUCUGAAUCUCUCAAUUUGCUUUUAAUUUAAGUUUAAUGAAUUAGAAUCAAUUGUUGCGUGUAUACCUAAGACAGGAAAAUUCUGAAUUUAUCUACUGUACUUGGUGUGGAAUUGAAUGACUCUCUCUCAUCUUUUAUUGGCUUCAAA